UGGUGAUGUUUGCACAUCGUACCGGGCACUCACCACGCAAGACAAACACUCACCAUCGCACAAGGCGCACCCUCUACCCCCACACCAACCAACUCCGCCCCGCACUCGACCGCGCACAUAACCCACUCGUACACUCCCCCGCGCUCCGCAUGCCAUCCCUUACAGAGCAAGUGAAGCGUGCCGCGUCGGUGGGGGGGGCAGUGGGAACGAGAGAGAGAGAGAGCGAGCGAGGAGUUCCUUUCGUAGAGAGCCGCCCGCCUCCAUCCCUCCCCUCCUUCUCUAUCCCCUCCCCUCCCUCUCUCCUCCCCCUGCAUUGUGGUGGAGCGAGCAUGUAGCGCGCACGGCAGCAUCGCGUGCGCGUCUUUGUUGACUCCCGGAUAACCAUCAUCAUCAUCAGUAUCACCACCAUCCUCAUCAUCGUCACCGAUAUAUCAACCCACCACCAAGCGAGCUCACACAAUAGCCAACAUGUGCAUCCACGCCUCCUGACAUCGCAUCAUACAUACAUCAUACGCGUGCAUGUAUUAUACAUGCGUAGGUCACAUACAUGCACGUACGCACGUAUGCUGUAUUACUGCACGCGAGUCGAGGAGGAGGAGCGGAGUGAGUGAGCGAGCGAGCGCAGCACGGGACUCGCAAUGGCAUCGUCGCACGUCUCGCAGCGAGUGCGGCGCUCCGCGGUCUCCCCGACUCCGACGCGAACCCAGCCUCUGCGAGCGACCGUGCCCUACCAGUUGCGAGCCGGCUUAGCUAGCCCGUCCGGACAGGGGCUCCCUGCCGUCGGGAAAGCGGCCACCACGACCACCGCCAACGCCACCGCUACUGCACCAUCAUCAUCACCCGGCGUCGCAGCCGCCGCCGCCGCCGCCGCGACCCCGGUACCGAGUCCGUGCGCCCAGCCCGUGGCCCCGUGCACUUCGCUGCCGUGCGCUCCGGCCGCGCAGAAUUACGGGAAGAGAUCGGCGGCCGCGGCCGUCGUCACCACCUCGACGAGCACGAGCACCGGCAGCGCCACGAGCAGCACCUGCGGUGGCAGCGACGGCCGCGCGUCCGAAUUGUCUCCGUUCAGCGCCGUGGGCUUAGACGAGCGCAGCAGCAGCAGCAGCGUCAGGCUGGCGGUGCCGUCUGCUGACCAUCAACCACAUCAGCAGCAGCAGCAGCAUAAUCAUCAUCAUCAGCAGCAGAGGGUGUCCCCCGAGAGAUCCAGCCCCGGCUCUCCAGUCCCUAAAGUGCAGCGCUCUCGCACCUUCCACGUGACUGCCCCAGCAGGGGCCGGCUGGCAGGGGGGGCCCCCCGGUGCCCUCACGGGACCCUACCUGAGCGGGCAGUGGCCCAGGGAGCCUCCCGUGCCUCACCACGGUCUCAACUCCACCUGCGACAAGGCCACCCAGACGCCCUGCACGUGGACAGACCGGGCCCCUGAAAGACGCUCCAGCCUGCACCGCCGCUCGGCUUCCUGGGGCAGCGCUGACCCACGCCGAGAGAUCGUGAAACUCCGGCAGCAGCUGCAGCGUGGCAAGAGCCGGGGUGUGGGCGAGCCCGGUGUCACACCUGGAGGAGGGGGAGCAGGAGCAGGAGGAGUGGGGGGGACACGCGAUGUGGUCGAGCCACCGGACAGGGCGGCCCCCCAGAGCGAGCAUCACAACGCGUGGCGCGAGAACAACGGAAGCCCUGCGGCCACGCUCGGACACACGCACGCGUCGUGGCCACGGCGCGACUCGAUCCCCGUGUCCUCCGUGCCGCUGGGCCGCUGGGGCCUGGCCUGGCUGCGGGGCAGCCUCGAGGGCCUCAACCAGGAGCUGGAGGGCGUCUUCCUGCACAACGAGGACACGGACCGUGCACGCCGACAGUUACAGAACGCGCCGGACGGCCACCGGGCCCCGCUGCCAUGCCCCCCCGGGCGGAGCAGCGCCACUCGCACCGUGGACACGCAGACGCCCCCCGUGCCGGCACGGAGGGACGCACGCACCCCUGGCUCGCCGGAGCGUGGGGGCCCGCGGGACCGGGCCGCGACCGUCCACGGCGGCUCCGGCGGCGCGACCCGCCCGGCGGACGCGGCGGCAGCGCCCGCCGCGUCGCCCUCGCGGCGGGCGGACGACGGCGGCGUCGCCGGUGCCGAGGCCGCGGCCAAACGACGGAGCGCGGCGGCGGUGGCGGCGCUCGGUUCUGCGGAAGGGCCCGAGUCCCCCCCGUGUCUGGCGCGGCCGGCGCCGCUGCAGCCCGACGGGCGGUCGCCGUUCGUCUGCGUCUGCGUGGAGGCGGAGGCCGUGCCGACGCCGCUGCCGUCGUCCGGGGGCCCCGGCGCAAGCGACGGGCCGCACGGGGCGGUGGCCGCGAGCGGAGCGGCGGUGGCGGUCGCGGCGGUGGACGGGGCCUUCUUCCUGCCCAAGCUCAUCUCGGCGCCGCGCGCCGGCCGCAGCUCGACCUUCCCUAAGCCGGUGCGCGCGGCGCGGGGGCCCGAGGACCGGCCGGCCCCCGAGGGCAGAGAGGGCAGCCCGGUGGGCAGCUGCAACCUCGAGGAGCUCUCCACUCAGUUUGGCGGAACCGUGACAAUUAGUUCUCCGGACAAGAACAAAGUCAACUUCAUCCCCAACAGCAAUUCUGCCUUCAUCUCCAUUCGGAGCAUCAGAUGUGCGUCACUGAGCUGCCUCGAGGGCACGUCGGAAGCCGACUGGGGGCCACCCUCCUCCUGCCGCACCUUGGUGAUGGACAGAGACACGUUGCUGACCAAACCGGCGCACAUCAGCAGAGGACAGGCAGCCCCCGGAUUAGCCGGUGGGUGGCCCGAGUCUCGGAACAGCGGCGCCGCUUGCCCGUCGGCAAACCGAACAGGAACCCCCCCGGAGAGCCGCGAGCCGCAGACCGCCGCGGCUCCCGGCGGCGCCGGCGCCGCCGCCGCCGCCCGGCCGCCCGACCUAACGGCGAGUCCGAAGCCGAGCUCGCAGGGACCACCGAGCGGCGUCGUCGGCCUGCUGGGACCGCCGCAAAACGACGGAGAGCGAGGACGGCCCCAGGCGGGCGCGGCGAUGCCGCCGCAGACGCACCCGGUGCUCUGCUAGUUCGGCCGCUGUUCGCGGCGCGUACGGAACGGCGGGUGCAGCGCGUGACGUACUUCACACGAUACGGUUCACUUCCUACAAAUGUACUCACGAGCCGGUCAGGGACGCGUUACCGCUUGCCCCUCUUCGCUGUGAAGAACGUUUGCACGAGAGCAGUUUGAAUUUUACGCGUGGGCCAAAAUUUGAACGGAGACUUGCGUAGAGUUCUCAGCAAUUACUCGGAUUGACAUCAUUUACAUAACCAACUGCUUCGCGCAGCAAGCACUCCUUUGAUUUGCGCAUGGCUGGAAUCGUCGUUGUAAUAAAAAUAAACCCAGCUCGCUCUGCGAACAUAACAAGCACACUUAUCCGUGAACGAAUUGUAAAUCGCAGAACGCAUCCUCCGCGACUCCCCUCGUGGACGUCAAAUCCCAACAAGCCGAGGGAGGGCAGCUUGCAACCGGGGCCCCCUCCCCCGUGUCGGUCGAGGGGGACAGACGCGAGACCCCUGUGCAUCCUUCCCCCCCCGCAACGGGCUGCCCGAUUUUUUGUUGUUGUUGCGAGGGUUGGGCCGACGAAAAGGUCCGGCGGUCAAGUAGCAAAACAGAAAUAUCUUUUUGAACCAGUCGACGUCCACCACCACCCCCCCCCCGACCUCGUGAUUUAAAAACGUGCAGCCCCGUCCAUCUGCGCAGACGCCCUGUGUUUUGUUGAACCAGUGCCAAAUAAAUACAACCCUUAUUUUUCGUUUUUGGAGCUCGAGGCAGAAUGCUCUCCGAUCGUCAACGUGUUUUCACGGCAGGCAACACGAAUUUAGGUGGUUCUGCAGUACCUCAUAUGUAUUUACGUAUUUUUAAUCCCUCGAUAUACAUGGUAUUUGUGAGUGUUACAGAGUGUUCGAUACUUUUAAACGAAAGCGGACGUCUCAAAUGAUUAAUGUAAUGAAUCAAUCGGCCGCGUUAUCGAUCGUUUAAAAAAAAAGCGACCUGGUAUUCUCCUUAAACAUAACGGCUAAGACUCAGGAAAGUUUAGUUUUUUUGUGUCAAAUUUGUCUUGCGGCAAUAGCUCAACUGCAAAGUCCCGCUUCGACAGCUUUUGCCCUGCGUAAUUUUGCUUUUGUACGCUGUCGCUAUCAUUCGCGCGCCCUUGCCCAAACCUCCCUCUGGCGUGUGGCGUUGGUACCGUUCACACGCGCGCCAACACUCACCACCCAACCACCACAACCCAACCACCAACACCCUUGUCCAGAAAUUGCACAAGUACUACUGUAUCUACUGUACAUUCCCUUUUUUCACAUUUCCUGUUUGCAGUGGUUGAUUAUUUAAAAUAAACAAUGUAACAAUUA
This is a messenger RNA of Petromyzon marinus (sea lamprey), 4383 nucleotides long. RefSeq lists its product as uncharacterized. The record is from RefSeq and is a predicted model, not a curated record. NCBI's taxonomy places the organism in Eukaryota, Metazoa, Chordata, Hyperoartia, Petromyzontiformes, Petromyzontidae.